CCGCCCGAGAGACCGGACGGGAGCGGGACGCUCCCGGACCCCGCGGCCCGGCCCGGGUCCACCGGGCGCUCCCCGCCUGUCCCGGAGCAGCGGCAGGUGCCGUGCCGUGCCGUGCCAUGCCGUGCCGUGCCGCACCGCCCGCUGCCAGCGCCUCGGCCCCGGCCCGGCCGGCGGGAGCGGGUAGGGAGCAACCGGGCGGUCCCGGCAGCGGCACGGCCGGGGCAGCCCCAGCGGGAGGGGCCGGGAGCACCGGCCAGGGGCGGGGCCAGGAGGCGGUGAGCCCCGGGAGGGGGAACGCCGACCCGCGCGGGGACAGGGCGCGGCCCCGGGAGACCCGGCGUGGUCGGGCGGGCGCAGGGCGGGAGCGCGUCACUGGUCCCCCGCAACGAGGGGACGCCGGGGCGCGGUGACCCGCCCGGGGCAGCGGAGCGGGACCGGGACCGCGACCGCGACCGGGGCGGGGGCGGCACCGCCCACCCCACCGGGGCUCCUCGAGGCCGCUGACGCCAUCGCGGGGCGCGGGGCCGGGCGGAAGCGGCGGUGAGGGCAGCGCGGGCCCCUCGUCGCGUCAUCAGGGCGCGCCGGCGGCGGGCGGGCGGCACGUGGGCCGAGCUCUGCCGCACCGGUCGCCGCCGCCGCUCUGAGCGCCGGGGAGAUGCCGGCCGGGCCGCGCGGCCGGGGGCGCCGCCAGGGCUCGCCGUGCCCAUGAGGCCGGCGGGGCGCAGCCGAGGAGGGCGGCCGGGCAGCGGCGGCUCCGGCGGAGCGGCAGCGAGAGGAGCGUCUGGCCAUGGAGUUCACCGUGAUCGACUACAGCAUCUUCGCGCUGCUGCUGGUGCUGUCGUUGGCCAUCGGGCUGUUCUACGCGCUGAGCGGGGACCGGCAGCGCACGGUGCAGGAGUUCCUCCUGGCCAACCGCAACAUGAGCUGCCUGCCUGUCGCCCUGUCCCUGCUGGCCACCUUCCAGUCGGCCGUGGCCAUCCUGGGCGCGCCGGGCGAGAUCUACCGCUUUGGCACCGAGUACUGGUUCCUCGGCUGCUCCUACUUCCUGGGGCUGCUCAUCCCGGCUCACAUCUUCAUCCCCGUCUUCUACCGCCUGCGCCUCACCAGCACCAAUGAGUACCUGGAGCUGCGCUUCAACAAGACGGUGCGGGUGUUCGGCACCAUCACCUUCAUCUUCCAGAUGGUCAUCUACAUGGGGGUGGUGCUGUACGCGCCCGCGCUGGCCCUCAAUGCAGUGACGGGCUUCGACCUCUGGAGCGCGGUGCUCACCAUGGGGCUGGUCUGCACACUGUACACCACGCUGGGCGGGCUGAAGGCCGUGAUCUGGACCGACGUGUUCCAGACGCUGGUGAUGUUCGCGGGGCAGCUGGCCGUCAUCGUGGUGGGCGCCCGGCGGGUGGGCGGCAUGGCCCGCGUCUGGCGCCUGGCCGAGCAGGAGGGCAGGAUCUGCGGCAUCGACCUGAACCCCGACCCGUUUGAGCGGCACACGUUCUGGACGCUGGCGGUGGGCGGCGUGUUCAUGAUGCUGUCGCUGUACGGGGUGAACCAGGCGCAGGUGCAGCGCUACCUGAGCGCCCGCAGCGAGCGCGAGGCCAAGCUCUCCUGCUACGCCGUGUUCCCGUGCCAGCAGAUCGUGCUCUGCCUCAGCUGCCUCACCGGCCUCGUCAUGUUCGUCUACGACCGGGAGUACCCGCUGGCCCAGCGCCCCAGCUCCCCCGACCAGCUGGUGCUGUACUUCGUGAUGGACGUGCUGCGGGACCUGCCGGGGCUGCCCGGGCUCUUCGUCGCCUGCCUCUUCAGUGGGUCCCUCAGCACCAUCUCCUCCGCCUUCAACUCUCUGGCCACGGUGACGAUGGAGGACCUGGUGCGGCCGCACUGCCCCGGGCUGUCAGAGUCACGGGCCACGCUGCUCUCCAAGCUGCUGGCUCUCGGUUACGGACUGCUGUGCCUGGGGAUGGCCUACGUGUCCUCCAUGCUGGGCCCUGUGCUGCAGGCGGCCAUCAGCAUAUUCGGCAUGGUGGGGGGGCCGCUCCUGGGGCUCUUCUGCCUGGGCAUGUUCUUCCCCUGCGCCAACCCCACGGGUGCCGUCGUGGGGCUGCUGGCAGGCCUGGCCAUGGCCUUCUGGGUGGGCAUCGGCAGCCUGGUGAGCAGCGCGGGGGCGGCCCCCCCACCCAACAGCACCGCACUGACCCCCGUGGGCAACCUCACCACCGCCCUGGCCACCACUCUGCUGGCCCCCACACCAGCGCCCCACAGACCCAGGGGGCUGCAGAAGUUCUACAGCCUGUCCUACAUGUGGUACAGCGCCCACAACUCCACCACCGUCAUCCUGGUGGGGCUCCUGGUCAGCCUGAUCACCGGCCCCACGCCGGCCGCGGCCGUGGACCCCCGCACCAUCUACCCCGUGCUGCCGCGCCUGCUCUGCUGCCUGCCCCGCAAGUACCGGCAGCGGCUGUGCUGCGGGGUGGCCUUCCCGGCACAGGACACCAACCAUGCGGAUGCUGCGGUGAAGAGCAACGGGGUGGCCAACAGGCUGCCCCACAACGGGCAGCGGGAGGAGGAGGAGGGACAGGGCUACAUCCGCGCGGCCGGCGCCCCCACCUACGCCCUGCAGGAGACCUCCUUCUGAGCCCCCCGGCACGGGGGUCCCGGCCGCCCCCCACGCCCUUCCCCAGCGCCCCCCGGCCAGGGAGCCAAGACCUGCCCUGGGGCAUGGCCGAGGAGCACCAAAUAACCGAGGAGCACCAAAUAACCGGGAGGGGCUGGGUCCCUGCCUGCCCCCCCCGGGUGGCUCUGGGACCACGGGUGUGGGGCGAUGGGAGCGGUGCUGUCCCCCCCAGGCCGGGACGCCGCCGCUGC
Messenger RNA from Columba livia (rock pigeon), 2859 nucleotides. RefSeq names its product solute carrier family 5 member 6 (gene SLC5A6). NCBI's taxonomy places the organism in Eukaryota, Metazoa, Chordata, Aves, Columbiformes, Columbidae. Bases 788 to 2629 code for a protein of 613 amino acids. Gene Ontology annotation, molecular function: sodium-dependent multivitamin transmembrane transporter activity. Gene Ontology annotation, cellular component: membrane. The transcript is spliced from 16 exons. Gene Ontology annotation, biological process: pantothenate transmembrane transport; biotin transport; sodium ion transport. The record is from RefSeq and is a predicted model, not a curated record.